AAAAAUAAAUGGUAAUUAUGAGCGUCGAAAAAUGAAAUUUUCGUCAUUUAGUUAUUUGACAAAUGCUUUUUUACUGUAUUUUAUUGUUCGUACUUGCACAUCGCGUACGUCCGAUCACGUGCGAUCGUCUAAGAUCGGUGGGUUCGAGAUGGGUCGUAUCGAAAAAAUUAAAAAUUAAAAAUUAAUUGUUAAAGUUUGCGAUAAUAAUUAAGUUAAGAAGAAGUAGCCUAGUAAAUUUAGUUUGUAGGAAGAUAUCGAUACAUGUUAAAUCAAUGAUGCUGAGCUUGCGCCCCGUUACAACCCUUCGUAUACAUGGUACAUGUACUACACAUAUAUAUACAUAUAUGUAUGUAUACACGAUGGUGCGAGGUUCUGAGUAUCUCGUUCUCGCCAAGUUUCAACUUGUUCGUUGAUUGUGCGCUUUCAUUCUCUCUUCGAUGCCGGUACCUGUCUUUGUUUUUUGCUGCAUCUUGCAAUCUUGAAUCUUCACUGGAAAGAAUGAUCGUGGAAUGUACUGAAUAUCAUCGGAUCGUCGGCAACGUUGUCGAUGCUUCGAUCACUGGAAGCACCAGUAAGAAUAAUAAGAGCAAGAGCAGCCACCAGCAGCCAGUACUGUCAUUGUAAGAGUUAGAGUCAGCGUCAGCGUCAGCUCCGUUACCAGUGUCGUCGUCCCUACCCCCCCCGAUAGGCAUCCCUUGUAUUGCCGGCAUCACAAACACCACUAUAAUACGUCUUACUAUACACCGGUUACUACUACUUGGUGUUCGUCAACUGCCUACUUUUCCAUUUCUCCGUCGGUUUAAAAGCGGGGUGGUAGCAGCGGGUGUACCCAUGCUCACACCCUGUGGAAUAUCGUAACUCUUGAAACAUCCGAGUCCAGCGUAGACGUAGUAAGAAGAGUAACGCGCGCGCGCCAACCAACCAGCCAGCCAGCCAGCCAGCCAGCCAGUCAACCAGCCAGCCAGCCAGCUACCUUCGUUUCGAGUAUAAAGCGAUUCGUACACCAUCUUUGCUCGAUUUUCAUGAGAGAAAGUGUUAUCAAAACGGACACGUGCAUGUUCGUUUAUUUACGAGGAGACGAAGAAAACGUAAAAUUUUACUAGAAAUUCAUUAUUUCGAAUCGAAUUUCAUCGCAUCUAAAUUUCUGCCGCGUAUAAAUAUCCGAUUAUUCUAUUUUAUCAUUUUUUUCUCUUCCGUUUCCUCCGCGUUCACCCCAUUGCUCUUCUUUCUCUCUUCAUUUCUAUCCCUGUCUUUCUGCUUCCAUAUUCCCCUUCUCUGUUACUCUGGUUGCCACCCCCUUCUCGCUACCAGUAUUCCCUUAUCCCACCCUCGUCCUUCAUUCUUUUGGGUUCUGUGCGCGUUACGGUGUGAACAUACUUGAGAGAUCGCGCGACAAGGCGGUAAUCGGUGGUGCAAUCGUGAAUCGUGGAGAAACGAAUCGCAUCGAAAGCGCAUCGAACGAUGUCUACUUUAUUCGUAAAUGAAAAAAUACGUGCUCGCAUCGAAAGAAUAGGAUAAUAAAGAAGAACGUUGAUUUAUCCAGCGGAUUGCGAUUGGUUGGUUCGUGUUUCAUUUCGUCGUUUGCUCUCACAUUCGACCGCUCAUCGAUACCGUCGAAACAAUGUUUCUGUCCGUUGAGAAACUGGUCUACUACGGAGUGUUGUUACUUGUAUGGAUCCGGUCAAGUUAUCAACAGGAAGAGGAUAUACCUCACAACGAGGUAAAAAACUGGGCGUUGAAGUUUGGCGUAGAUCUAUGGGAGUUUGGCAAACAAGUUACGAAAAUGAACGAGAUACAAAGGAAAUAUCACGACAUGGGAGCUGAAGUUGUAAGAAAGGAUGGUCUCGUCUUAGUCCGAGAAAUGGCUGCAGAAGUGAAAAAUAUGUUGGAUUUUAAAAUGAACGCCGUCAUGAGAUUAGUGGAGAGCGCAGAACAAGCGGCCGUAUCGGCACCUAGGGAUGGAAACGUAUCACCAAAGUAUUACGCUUCUCAACGGUUCGACACCAGUUUUACCGGAGAUGGGAAAACGUGGACCGGUCAAGAAACUUUUCUUUCUUCUAACCGUCAUUUCGAUCAUUUGGCCGUGAAUACCAGUCUAUCAACGGUUUUAUUACCUGCCGGCGUGAAAGAUGUCGAUCAGGAAGUAGCAGCGGCUAUCCAAUGGAGCGAAUAUCUGGAUCUGUUGUUUGUUAAUAAUUACGAAAGCGAUCCUUCGCUAUCUUGGCAAUACUAUGGAGCAACAUCGGGAUUCUUACGACGUUUUCCUGCUAUAUCUUGGCCACCGAUCGAAGAUGGUGGAACGAGCGCGACCAGUGGGAGGAAAAAGGCAAACAAACUUGUUCGAGACGUGUACGACUUUCGAAUUUCCAAUUGGUUCGUUGGAGCGGCGAACAGUCCUAAAGAUUUGGCUAUAUUAAUCGACACGGAGUGUUACGCAUCUGAAAGAAACAAACGUCUGACCGUCAGUACCGCUAAAACUAUACUCGAUACUUUGGGUCCUGACGAUUACGUGAACGUUUAUCGUUACGGAGAUACCGCGGAAGAGAUCGUACAAUGCUUUAAAGACAGUUUAGUUCAAGCAUCGCCAGAAAAUUUGCACGAGUUGAAAGUGGCGGCAAGUUCGAUGAAAUACGAAGAAAUGCCGACAAACAUAUCGGCUGCGCUUGGGACUGCCUUUGAAAUUCUUCACAGAUACAACAGAACGGGUCAAGGAAGUCAGUGUAAUCAAGCUAUAAUGUUGAUUACAGUGGAUAACGCUGGCCUACCUACGGAUGUGAUUAAGCGUUACAAUUGGCCUCAUAUGCCUGUCCGUAUUUUUACAUAUCUCAUCGGUGGUGACAAGAGCCCGGAAUUGCGAAACGCGGCAUGUGCUAACAAAGGAUUUUACGCGAGAGUUAGCGAUUUCGAAGAUAUCAAGAGUAAGGUUUUCGAAUACGUAAAAGUGCUUGCGCGGCCUAUGGUACUGUAUCAACACGAUCAUCCUAUUCAUUGGAGUCCGGUCUACGUUGGCGGAAAGAGUGGUAGAUACGGUAAAGAAAGGUUUGGACAAUUGAUGACCUCGGUAACAGCACCCAUUUUAGAUCGUCGAAACCAUACGGUGAAAACGGCCAACUUGUUGGGUAUCGUGGGUACCGAUGUACCUACAGAAGAAAUUCAAAAACUGGUCCCUCCUUAUAAGUUGGGUGUGAACGGAUACUCGUUCGUCGUCGACAAUAACGGUCGUGUCUUGUAUCAUCCGGAUCUACGACCAUUGCCAGGAAACGUGGACUACGAGGAAACGUUAAAGCCUACGUACAUUAGCGUGGAUCUGUCGGAAGUCGAGCUGGCAGAAUACGAUGGACCGUUGCACCCGUUAAACAAUUCUCUUCUUCUGGAUCUGAGACACGAUAUGAUCGAUCAGAAAGAGGGAGAGACGGAUUUUGCGAUUAAAAUUCAUUACGAUAACAUGAGACGAGUUACCAUUAGACGGCACAAUUACUUUUAUAAGCCGAUAGAAGGAACACCGUUUUCAUUGGGAUUAGCAUUGCCCGAGGGUUACGGCAUGUUUGAACUGUUGGCCGAACAAGAAAUCAAACAUUCUAUAGUACCUGUAACCAAUUAUUUUAAAGGAAGUAAUUGGAAGGUGCAUCCAGAUUGGGUGUAUUGCGAAUAUAGUUCGGCUUCCGAAAAAUGGUUCUCUUCCCCCGAAGAACGCGUUCUCCAUUUUUUGGCAAGAACCGGAAGACCGGGGUGGAAAUGGAUGUCCUUGAGACCAAGGAGUCCAAGCUCGCAUCACAAACAAGCGAGCAAGCCAGACAAAGAUGCUUAUUACUGCGACAAAAGGUUAGUGCAGUCCCUUGUGUUAGAUGCCUUGGUCACCGAUGGCUUCGAUAAAAGAGGUGCAAUGCAUAAAGAGGAUAAUCAAAGUCAAGGGAAGGGCAGAUUUGGUGUAACACGGAGUUUUAUCGCAACUAGAAGCGGUCUUUUUCGUUGGCACGAGCACCAGCAAAACGAAGAAACCAUCGAAGAACCAUCUUUUGCCGAGAAAUACGCAAGAGCAAUGGACUCAUCGUGGUACAAACGCGCCGUGGAUCAACAUUCGAUCGAACCGGAGAGCUUCGUUUUUAGCGUUCCGUUCGACGCCGCCGAUACCGUUAAUCCUUUGGUCACCGCUACUCACGCGGUCUUCAUCGGGAAAGGACACAAGGCACCAGCAGCGGUCGUAGGUCUGCAGUUUCAACAUUCCUCUCUGGCUUCACACUUUGUCAAUAUCACUUCAACGUGCAGUGGCACGAAUUGCAAGAAAAACUGUGCUUCCGAAGAAUUGGACUGUUAUAUCUUAGACAAUAACGGAUUCAUUAUAAUCAGUGAACGUCACGAGCAUACCGGAAAGUUUUUUGGCGAAAUAGACGGUACUAUUAUGGAUUCUCUGGUUCAAGAUAGAAUAUACAGAAAAGUAACCGUGACCGACUACCAAGGCAGAUGUAGUCCGCAAGAGUCUCAUCAAUCUGCCGCUUCAAGAACGUUAUCGGACUCUAUCGUGACGACGAUCGCGAUAUUUGGAAAUUUCCUGUGGAACGUGGCUUUCGCUUUUAAUUUCCAACAUUUCUGGCAAGAUGCGUUCGCGUUCGCGUUCGCGUUCGCCGACGAAUCUGCUCUGCCAUUAGAUGGAGGAAGAGAAGAGGCGCAGGAAUUGGAACCGUUUGCAGCCGGGGGAGGAGAUUCGACCGACGAUCCAACGUUCGGGGAGAACGAACAGUUUCCCAAAGUUCCUGCGAUCGCUACUGUGACUCCUGUAUCUCCUGGCACAACCAGAGCUACUUCUACCUAUUAUCCGCAAAAAAAGUUACGCUCGUGCGAAAAGAAAACGGACCUUUAUAUCUUACAGCCUGAAAGAUUGAAUACCAGUGGGCAGAGCAAUCCUUUGAAGGGCAAGUUAACCAAUUGUCACGUGACCGGUUGCGAGAGACCGUUCAGCGUACAAAAGAUUCGCCAUACGAAUUUAAUUCUACUGGUGGUAGAUACCUUGUGUCCAUGCGGAAGUAAACAAUUGAGCAUCGAACCUAUAGAAGCUCUGACAGAGCCUGGAGCUUGCAUCGCGAGAAGAGAACGGCUGUAUCGUCGGAGACCUCCGAAAUGUAUCAACUACCAUCCAGAAGAAAUGGAGAUCAAGUUUUGCGGAGAUGCGAGUCGACCUUCGCGCCUAUAUUUCACGUUGUUUAUUACCAUUUUUAUCAGCAUUUUCGCAAAACCGCUCGCGUGACUUUGUUUGAAUUAAUUACACGCACGCAUACCCGUACAGACGUACAGUUACUCGGAAGAGAAUGCAACACGACGCAACACGACGGAACACAAUACACAACAGAGGAGGCAAGCAAGCGCGCAGACACCCAUUAACUUUUUGAAAUGAAUUUAGCGUUGUCGUUUCUAUGAAACAGUUAUAUAUAUAUACCUAUAUAAAAGAAAAAAGAAAAAAAAAUGGUAUACUAGUUGAUCGGUUUAAUACUUGUAUUUGACGAAUACGUGCAUACGAAUGAGCAAACGAGCGCAUGCGAGCGUGCGUGCGUGUGCAUCCGUGCGCGCGCGAUGCAUAUACAUAUGUAUCUAUCUACAUAUAUGUAUAUCGUAUGUACUUACGUAUCGGUGCAUAAGCGCACAGUCAUGCAGAUGCACGCGUCUUCUUUUUCGGGCAUUGGGCACGCGUGCGCAUGCAUGCGGAAUGUACAUAUACAAAUACACGAUAUUAAUGUUGAUCGAGGGAGGUGUACGAUUCCAUAUGUAUAUGGAUCAUACAUGCAUACAUAUAUUAUUGUAAAUUUCUGUUGUGGGAAACUUGUGAAUAUUUCCUAAUCGUACUACAUACAUAUGUCGAAUCUAAUUCUCCCAACGCCUAACACGAAUCGAUGAAAUCGUUCGUAAUUCGCGAUACGCUUAAACAGACUAACGAUAAGAACGACGAUAACACAAGCGAACGUAUGUAGAGUAUAUUAGUAUAUUGUACUUAAAAGUCUAAUUUACCGUGAAGCAAGAAAACAGUUGAACGUUUCGUUAGUCGUCGCCAUCGUCGCCGUCGUUGUUGUUUCGAGAGAGCAUCAAAUUGGAAAAGAUAGCACAUUUCCAUUUGAAUAUCGGUAUUUCUCCGUUUCUCAGAGUCACCAUUUAAUUUUAAUCACACACUGCUGAUUACUAGCUAAAUACACAUAUAUUUAACGUAAGUAAAGUAAGAAUAAAGUUCGAUUAGGUAGGCAGAAUUGUGAGUUCGGUAAGAGACGAUCGCUAUCAUGCACAGCAGUUGUUCGAAUCGGCUUCGAUCAGUGCGCUGAGAAUACAGGUGUCGUUAAUCGGUAUCCGUGUACAUAAUCUCGCGUUAUCGAGCAUAGUUUCUCACAUACAUAGUAUGUAAAUACAUAAAAGCAACUGCGACAACUAGACUAGGUACCAAUCCCUAGCCCUGGUUCUUUUAGCGAGACUUUGCUGUACCUAUCAACUGGAAAGAAGGGAUAAAAAAAUAUUGAACGAAAAGGGUUGUUCGUUCGCAAGGUAGAAAAAAUGUAGCUAAAAAUUUGAGCUAAAUUUAUUGUCACUUUCAUAAAACACCCGCAAUUGAACCGUGUAUCGUUCCUUUUAAAAACUUUUUUAUUACCGAAAUGUGUAAGAAUGAAAAAGCAAAGAACAAUGAAUCCAAUAUCGCGUAAAAGUUGAGAAACAACGAAACACCUUUGGUGGAAUGGAAUCUUUAGACAAUGAUCGUGAUGUAGCAGCAUCGAUGAAAAUACUACGUGUGCGGUAGAUAUUGUACGUAUCUAAGUAGUUGCAUGAUACAUACGGAGGAAUUCGGUACAGUUGUUUGCUGGUGAAAAAGUCGAAAAUUAAACGAAUGGAAAAAGCGAAAUCGUUAAACAUAUAUAUGUACAUACACAAGUAGUUACUAAUAUAUGCGUACGCGUGUGUUUCGUCGUCUCUUACGUUGUCUACGUAUGCGUAGGUAUUAUAAAAUGUUACAGAAUGUCGUCGUAACGUUACAAACGGAUGGCCACGUUAAAAAGGCAAUACCGAACAUAAAGGACGACGAAUGAAAAAACUGAAAUGAAACUUUUAAUAUUCCAUUACUAUGAAUUUCCAAGUUUCUUUAUCAAGAAUAACUCUAAUACACAUCGUUCACAUAUCUGCGACUGUAAAGAUGUAUCGCUUUAAACGUCGCGACAAAAGCGUGGAUUACACUACGAAACUGCUAUAUCGGAAUAAUAAAAUUCAACUUUACAAGAAAAAGAAAA
Messenger RNA from Osmia bicornis bicornis, 7253 nucleotides. RefSeq names its product voltage-dependent calcium channel subunit alpha-2/delta-3 (gene stol). Gene Ontology annotation, cellular component: voltage-gated calcium channel complex. Gene Ontology annotation, molecular function: voltage-gated calcium channel activity. The transcript is spliced from 24 exons. Lineage: Eukaryota; Metazoa; Arthropoda; Insecta; Hymenoptera; Megachilidae. The coding region runs from base 1622 to 5242 and encodes 1206 amino acids. The record is from RefSeq and is a predicted model, not a curated record.